This is a messenger RNA of Homarus americanus (American lobster), 2054 nucleotides long. RefSeq names its product tRNA 2'-phosphotransferase 1-like. The transcript is spliced from 6 exons. The record is from RefSeq and is a predicted model, not a curated record. Gene Ontology annotation, molecular function: tRNA 2'-phosphotransferase activity. Gene Ontology annotation, biological process: tRNA splicing, via endonucleolytic cleavage and ligation. The coding region runs from base 155 to 760 and encodes 201 amino acids. NCBI's taxonomy places the organism in Eukaryota, Metazoa, Arthropoda, Malacostraca, Decapoda, Nephropidae.
UUUGUAUACUUUGGUCAUGUUUCCCCCACGGCAACUAUCAGCUGUUUGGUGGCCGCGUCGUCGUAGGGAAGCAAAUCACUGAACAAUAAUUUAUCCUGAUUUUGUAUUGUUUUGAGUGUGUGAUAAUAUUAGCGAUCUCAGCUAAGGUAUUGCAAUGAGAAAGACCGACGUAAAAGUUAGCAAAACCCUAUCAUGGCUGCUUCGCCAUGGGGCCGAGAAGGAAGGCUUGACUCUUGGGCCUGGAGGCUGGGCCAAAGUUGACGAAGUUCUCAAGACAUCAUCCUUUAAGAAGAUAGACUUAGAGAAGAUAAAGGAGGUGGUGGCCAACUGCCCCAAGAAGCGCUUUGCUCUCAAAGAUGAUGAUGGGACACUGUACAUCAGGGCCAAUCAAGGCCACUCACUUCAGGUGGAAGAUUUAGACCUUGAGGAGAUUACUGCUGAUAGUGAUGUGCCGGCUGUGAUCCAUGGAACAUACCACCGCCACUGGAGCAGCAUCAAACAGCAGGGUCUCAGUCGCAUGAACCGCACCCACAUACAUUUUACACCAGGCGCUCCUGGAGAGUCUGGUGUCAUCAGUGGUAUGAGGAGUUCUUGUGAGAUCUUGAUUUAUGUGGAUCUUGCCAAGGCUCUGUCAGCUGGUAUAAAGUUCCACAAGUCUGUUAACAAUGUGAUAUUGUGCUCAGGAAACGAUUCUGGAUAUCUUCCUCCACAAUAUUUCCUCAAGGUUGUUGACAGAAAGACUGGGGAGCCAGUAGUGUAGGUGACACACACUCCCAGAAUUGAGUGCAGUUUGAAGGGCUUCAGAUUUUUUUAUGUUUAUUCUUAAGACAAUCACAUUUUGUUUUAUUUUUUGCAAAGCUUUUCCUUUGAUGAGUGGGCAAGCAAACUCUGAUCCCAUGAUUCAUAGCAUUCUUCAGUGAGGUCGUGUGCCCACCCUUAUGGCAUUGUCAGUAAUUUUGUUCAUUUAAAUAAUAUAAGGCAUUUACAUUCAAGGGACUCUGAUUGGAUUCUAUACUAAAUUAAAUUAUUUUUAUUCUUAGCUGUUUUCUGACAAAUGAGUGAGUACCUUGUACAGUGUUGUAAAUUACCAUGUUCUCUCUGAACAUUUUGUUCAUUCAUAAAUUAUAAUGUAUUAUGUUAGUAACUCCGAUGGAAGCUUUGAUUCCAGUGUGAGAAAAUUUGUCAUUAGAAUAUUGUAUUGUAUUGAUAGAAAUGAAGACAAUGCAGUUGUGUUCCAGUAACAAAACACGGCUGUAGAUUAGUUUCCUUAUACAGUGCUGUACAGAAGUUCUUAUCCCGACACCUUCAGAAAUCUAUCAUGAUAUUUAAAAGAAAAUUUAAAAGUCUUUUGUACAGAUGUGGUCUUGACACAAAGUGGUUAACUAGAGACUUUGUUAGUCAUCCAUUAUUAUGCAUCAUUGUUGAGGAUCUGCGGUAACAAAUAAUUUAGCCAACCUGUACAGCACUUGUUCAGAUGCACCCCUUGCUUACAUUACAUGUACCUUAGGUAAGCAACACCAAAAGAAUCUCAUUAAUAGAGAACAACAACCAAAUGAUGAGGCAAACCAUAUCAUCCAGGCAAUAGGUGUAAUCUGGCAUUGCUUACAAUGUUUGUUGUAAUGACUAUAGAGAGAAAAUGUAUUUAGUAGAGAAUUCAACUUAUCUCCAGUACACAAUGAAUUGAUAUGAAGCAUUGUAUUGAGUGUAAGGAUUAAAGGUUCACUUCGUAUAAUUUGAAUGCAAAUUCAGGGCAAGAGACAGCGUGUGGAGUGUUUAUGCUUUUUAUCAGUUCAACAUUACUAGCAUCUUUGACCACUACUGUUGCCACUCCUGGAGUGCCUGUUUCCCUUGAUUCAGUCUGCAUAAAAGUUGGCCCAUAGAAAAAAUUAAUACAGUAGAUGGACAAAGAUGAAUUCCUAAAUUACAGUACAGGUAUUUGUCAGCUUUUGUGUGUAGUUAUCAAACUGAUUAUUUCAUGUAAUUUUUAUGGAUUUUUAAGAAAUUCAUAAGAUAUCAAAGUGAGAGAUAAUAGUGAUUAAACUUUUAUUACUCAA